AUGGCAGGUAUUUUGGCAUGGUUUUGGAACGAGAGAUUUUGGCUCCCUCACAAUGUAACCUGGGCUGACCUAAAAAACACAGAUGAGGCAACCUUCCCGCAAUCUGAGGAUUUGUAUCUGGCUUGUCCUUUAGCCUUCUGCAUCUUUAUGAUUCGACUGGUUUUCGAAAGGUGAGUGCAUUUAUAAGUUAUAUAUUGGUAUAACUGAAGAUAAUGUUGGGUUCGUUAUAUUUACAUGUAGCCUAAAGAAAGCCUGUUUAGCUCACACGGAAUGUCUAGACAAUGACUUGCACAUGGUGAUGCGAUGUAUCCAAUAAGGAAGGUAACGUUGUAGUUUCUCUAUAUGCCUGUCUGUAUUGUCACAAUGCUUUUUCGAUAUGUGUCAGAUCAGUAGACCUCAUUUGAAUAUGAAUUAUUUUCCAUAAUGAGAUACAUGUCGACCUAGCAUCCAAGCUGCAAGUUGCAGCUGUCAGUAGGAGUCGAGGGCAUUAUUCGAGUCAUGCUCAUCUCAUUUAGCCUAGGCUUCUAUUGACCUCGGAAGGGUCUGUGCUGUUUAUGUCUUAAUGGUGAUGAGUGUGUUUAGCGUCAUGUAGCCUAUUUGUUGUAAGCCUGCCUAUCCCAAAAGUGUUGAUGCUAGCCUGGUACACCACUCAGACACAUGGGAUGCUCUGUGCAUCAUGAUACUUUUUUAUAAAGGCUCAUGAUGUGGCAUAUAGGUGUGCAUGCGUCAGUAGACUACAGUUGAAAUAUAUCUUACUGUAGGCUACAUACAUGAUGUCACUGAUUGGAUGCAUGUCAUAAGGUCAUCCUGCUGUCACCACCAUCACCAUGACACCUCACUCACCAGCCCAACACAUCCAGCCCACCUCACAUACUGUAAACCGUCACAAUGGAAAUUUGACUUUUCAUUGAAAUACAGUACCAGUCAAAAGUUUGGACACACCUACUCAUUCAAGGGUUUUUCUAUAUUUUUACUAUUUUCUAUAUUGUAGAAUAAUAGUGAAGAGAUCAACUAUGAAAUAACAUAUGGAAUCAUGUAGUAACCAAAAAAGUGUUAAACAAAUCAAAAUAUAUUUUAGAUUUUAGAUUCUUAAAAGUAGCCACCCUUUGCCUUGAUGACAGCUUUGCACACUCUUGGCAUUCUCUCAACCAGCUCCACCUGGAAUGCUUUUCCAACAGUCUUUAAGGAGUUCCCACAUAUGCUCAGCACUUGUUGGCUGCUUUUCCUUCACGCUGCGGUCCAACUCAUCCCAAACCAUCUCAAUUGGGUUGAGGUCGGGUGAUUGUGGAGGCCAGGUCAUCUUAUGCAGCACUCCAUCACUCUCCUUCUUGGUCAAAAAGCCCUUACACAGCCUGGAUGUAUGUUAUGGGUCAUUGUCCUGUUGAAAAACAAAUGAUAGUCCCACUAAGCGCAAACCAGAUGGGAUGGGGAAUCGCUGCAGAAUGCUGUGGUAGCCAUGCUGGUUAAGUGUGCCUUGAAUUCUAAAUAAAUCACAGACAGUGUCACCAGCAAAGCACCAUCACACCUCCUCCUCCAUGCUUCAUGGUGGGAACCACACAUAAAGAGAUCAUCCGUCACCUACUCUGUGUCUCACAAAGACACGGCGGUUGGAACCAAAAAUCUCAAAUUUGGACUCAUCAGACCGAAGGACAGAUUGCCACCGGUCUUAUGUCCAUUGCUCGUGUUUCUUGGCCCAAGCAAGUCACUUCUUGUUAUUGUUGUCCUUUAGUAGUGGUCUUCUCUGAACAGUUCUUUUUUGUGGCGGUCCUCAUGAGAGCCAGUUUCAUCAUAGCGCUUGAUGGUUUUUGCGACUGCACUUGAAGAAACUUUCGAAGUUCUUGACAUUUUCUGGAUUGACUGACCUUCGUAUCUUAAAGUAAUGAUGGACUGUUGUUUCUCUUUGCUUAUUUGAGCUGUUCUUGCCAUAAUAUGGACUUGGUCUUUUACCAAAUAGGGCUAUCUUCUGUACACAAACCCUACCUUGUCACAACACAACUGAUUGGCUCAAACGCAUUAAGAAUGAAAGAAAUUCCACAAAUUAACUUUUAACAAGGCACACCUGUUAAUUGAAAUGCAUUACAGGUGACUACCUCAUGAAGCUGGUUGAGAGAAUGCUAAGAUUGUGCAAAGCUAUCAAAGGCAAAGGGUGGCUACUUUGAAGAAUCUCAAAUAUAAAAUAAUUUUGAUUUGUUUAAUACUUGUUUGGUUACUAUAUGAUUCCGUAUGUGUUAUUUCAUAGUUUUGAUGUCUUCACUAUUAUUCUACAAUGUAGAAAAUAGUAAAAAAUAAAGAAAAACCCUUGAAUGAGUAGGUGUGUCCAAACUUUUGACUGGUACUGUAUGUGUGCUGUAUAAGUCUUCAUGGGACAGUUGCGGCUUGUUGUUAAAUGGACAUUUUUACUGAUGAUAUGACCUAUAAAAUAUGUAGGCCAAACAAAGGAGUGAAGACUGAGGUUCCUGCUGUGAAGAGUGUUCCAAGACCAAGAUGUGUGCUUUUUAAUUGUAGAUUAUACACACAGCUUGCUUAUGCAUACACAAGCCUCACAUUUACUAUUAUUGUACAAGGGCAUCUAUGAUACUAUUUGCUAAAACAUACAGUAGUACUGGAUUAGUAUCCAUUGAAUCUGCCAACAACUGCUGUUGCCCUUGUGUUGCCUCUCACUGAGCACAGUAACUCUGUCAAUGGCAGCUAGGCAGCUAUAAUUAGAAACUAUAUUUAUACUGAGUCAGUGUUCACAAUUCACUCACGCGUUUAACACAUUAGGUUUUUAUAGCUAAAACUGAAACAUUGUGAGGCAUAACAUUUCCCCUUGAAAGGUCUGUUUAGGCUGGUCCCUCAGAGAUUAGAUUUUCUGAUUGCUGACGACUCACUUCAUUUGCAGAGUAAGGACUUUUUGAAGAAUAGACUACUAGACCGCUAAUCUCUCUCUCUCUCUCUCUCUCUCUCUCUCCCUCUCUCUCUCUCUCUCUCUCUCUCAGCUGUCUCUCUCUCUCUCACAGCUGUCUGAACAUGGACAUUUCAUCUUGAUCUUGGCAUACACUUCCAGCAGUUUAAUCUUCGAUAACCCUUUGUCCAUUAAUGUGACUGUUACUCAAUCAUAUAACUUCAUGAUGCCAUCUUUCAUUUAUACAGUUGUCAAAUUGAGCCAAAUUCUUACAUUGUGAAUUGCUGACAAUGUAUACAGAAAUACGGAUUCAGCAAUUCACACAUUGUACUUAUAGUUGGAUAAGAUUUUUAAGCUUUGAGAUGUAUUUUUAACAACUGGUUGUCAGUAUUGUCAAUGUUCCUGCCACGAUUGUCCCAGUUUGCCACAAAUAAAAUCACUUUUAUGAUUAACAACAAUUAGAUGUUUGGGUUUGAGAGGACGCUGUUGUCUCAGACACUUCAGGACACUUCAGGAUGGCCAAGCUGAGGCCACUGUACCCACUGUGAGAAUAUUCUGACAUUGUUGUGUUAUUCUUUGUAGGUUUAUUGCCAGACCAUGUGCCUUGGGUCUCAAGAUACAAGCCAAUGGACCACAGAAAGCCCAGCCCAAUGCCAUUUUGGAGAAGGUGUUCACUGCUAUCACCAAGGUAAAAGUAGUGCCUGUGUUUCCACUAUGUCAUAUCUUUGUUUGCAUAUUAGUACUGAUAUCUUUGUUUGCAUUUUAGUACUGAUAACUGUAGAUUAAAAGCAAUCUCUUUGCAAAAGGCAUUGGAUUCAGUUUGAGUCCAGAAAGCAAGACCUCAUGUUUGAAAAUAUUUGUGCCUUGUUCUAUUGACGCACCAUGGUUAUUAUUCACGCAGAAAGGAAGUGAGAUUCUUUAACAAAUGCUCAGAUUCACAUACUGAGCAAUUUAGCAGACUACCUCCACACAGUGUAGACAUUCUCAGAGGUGGAAACAAAGGCCCUUUAGGGCUUCUUCUUUUCAGGAGAUAACAUUAUUUUACUACCAAUAGUGCAUGAUGUAAGUCGCUCUGGAUAAGAGCGUCUGCUAAAUGACUUAAAUGUAAAUGUAAAUGCUGAUGAAACGUUCAGACACUGAUUGCCUAUAAUCUCUGUGAAUAUCAAGACUGUUUUAACUUCUGGCAUGUCACACCUUUCCCACAAUAAUGGGCAGCCUUGUUAACAGUCUGGUAUCUGGAUCUUGUGUUUCCUAGCAUCCAGAUGAGAAGAGGUUGGAGGGCCUGUCCAAACAGCUGGACUGGGAUGUGCGGACCAUCCAGCGCUGGUUCCGACAGCGCAGGAACCAGGAGAAGCCCAGCACGCUGACUCGCUUUUGUGAGAGC
Coregonus sp. 'balchen' is the source of this 4268-nucleotide messenger RNA. NCBI's taxonomy places the organism in Eukaryota, Metazoa, Chordata, Actinopteri, Salmoniformes, Salmonidae. The record is from the annotation of a GenBank genome assembly.